Molecule: messenger RNA, 1088 nt
Organism: Tribolium castaneum (red flour beetle)
Lineage: Eukaryota; Metazoa; Arthropoda; Insecta; Coleoptera; Tenebrionidae
Product: calcyphosin-like protein
Exons: 4
Coding region: 296-943 (215 amino acids)
Molecular function (GO): calcium ion binding
Source: RefSeq, a predicted model, not a curated record
ACACAGUUUAUUGUCAAUGUAUCGCACGAUUGAUCACACUACACCCACAAAUAGGACGUCCAAAUCAUUGUAAAGAUUAAGAUUAGUAGCUUUCAAACUACUGAAGCACCAAUCUAUAAUUUAAUUUAGUUGGAUCAAGUGUGUAAAUUUUUAAUAAUUUAAUGAAAAGUGCGAGUUUGAUCGAUAUCGCAAUCCCCAGGUGAUAAUUUUCACACACCCUGAUAGCACUUACCUGUUAUCACAAUAAUUAAAACAGUCGCUUUUUGGUACUGCACACGGAAAGAUAACCAACAGUAUGUUUCGGCCGAAGAGCGCAACAUCUCGCCAAGAGUCCGAAAUGGCAUCGAAGAGCCUCCGGGAGUUGCAAGCUCUGGGUGCCGGGGGCGAUCCAGUCCACCGUUUGCGAUUACUGUGUUUGUCGCGAGGAGCGAACGGGAUUUUGGGAAUGGGUCGCAUGUUCCGGAGAAUGGACGACGAUGGGAGCAAGCAGCUGAAUCAGGAUGAGUUUGUCCGGGGACUCCGGGAAACCGGACUGGAGUUGACGGAUGAAGAGGCGUUGGAUCUUUUUAAAAAGUUUGACGACGAUAACAGCGGGAGUAUUAACAUGACUGAGUUUCUAGUGCACUUGAGGCCCCCAAUGUCUGAGUCACGCAAGAAAGUCGUUGAAGAAGCGUUCAAGAAAAUGGACAAAACGGGAGACGGAGUGAUCACAAUAGACGAUUUGAAAAAUGUUUACAACGUCAAAGCCCAUCCUCGAUACAUUUCAGGCGAAGAAACUGAGGAAAAUAUUCUGAAACGAUUUCUAGCAAAUUUUGAACAGGACGCCACCAAAGACGGACAGGUAACCCACGAAGAAUUUUUUAAUUAUUAUUCGGCCAUCAGUGCCUCGAUCGACAAUGACGGCUAUUUCGACCUAAUGAUGAGACAGGCUUACAAACUGUAAUAAUGAACCCAGUGCUUUGCAAUUUUUGAAUUUUUAAAUUCACUAUUUAUAACUCACUGAAUACGAAGUUUUAUUACUCGAAUGUUUCCUGUUGUAUUCCUAUAUUGUAACCGAUCUAUAGAUUUAAAUACAUGUAUUUCGACUA